AUGGAUUCCGGGAAUAAUAACGCGAAUGCUAAAGGUAGUAGUCAUGUGGGGGCUUCCAGUAUGGGUGGCAGUGAUUCUAAUCAAGUAUUGCGUAGCGUUGCUCAACAGAGCUGCACCAUAGAGCAGUUCACCCAGAUGAAUUCCCCAGAUUUCUCAGGUGGUGCCAACCCAGUGAUUGUAAAAAAUUGGGUACAAGAGAUUGAAAAUAUACUGGCUGUACUGCGUUGCACUGAUGAGCAGAAAGUUCUCUAUGCCACAUUCAAGUUGAUGGGUGACGCCGAGCGAUGGUGGUUAGUGAUGAAGUUGUUGGAGGAGCAGAGGCCAAUACCCAUAGCACUAACCUCGAGUCGUUUUAAGGAGAUCUUUUUCGAUCGAUACUUCCCCACCUCCGUUAGGAAUGCUAAGGUGGAGGAGUUCCUGAGCCUGACUCAGGGGCACUUGACUGUGCAGUAG
Molecule: messenger RNA, 453 nt
Organism: Malania oleifera
Lineage: Eukaryota; Viridiplantae; Streptophyta; Magnoliopsida; Santalales; Ximeniaceae
Exons: 2
Coding region: 1-453 (150 amino acids)
Source: RefSeq, a predicted model, not a curated record